GGAGCGGGAGAGAUUUCUUUAUAAUAUAAUUUUAUUUUUGGGGAGAGAGGAAAAAAAAUAACACCCUGGAUGAAAAUGGCUGCUGUUUGAUGGAGACUACACGAUGCUGGACUGGGAAAGGAUGAUGCACUAAUUUGCAACCACCGAGCAUGGAUGAGGAUUACGUGGUCCGAGUGCGAGCAGUAGUGAUGACCCGUGACGACUCCAGUGGAGGAUGGGUGCCCCUGGGAGGAGCAGGCCUCAGCCACGUCACCAUUGGCCGGGCGGUGAGGUCGGACGCCAACGGCCAGGGCGGCUUCCUGAUCCGCGGUGAGCGCCUCCGUGACCAGGCGGUGAUCUUGGAGUGCUGCCUUAAGAGGGACCUUGUGUACAACAAGGUGAACCCCAUCUUCCACCACUGGAAAGUGGACGAGGACAAAUUCGGCCUCACGUUCCAGAGCCCCGCCGACGCAGUCAGCUUUGAGAGGAGCGUUCAGAGCGCCAUCGAGGAACUGGCCGAAGGGUCUCUGACCUCUUCCUCACCGAGUCAGGGAGGAGCUGACGCCGCCGAGGACAUCACUGCCACGCGCACGGACAGCGAGUCAUCGUCCAACAGCAGGAAGGAGAUGCUCCCGAAACACAUCACCAUAGUAACCAGCGAAUCGUCCUGCAGCUGCUAUAUCCGGUCUCCCGUCUCCGAUGAAUUCUGGCUCAGUCACACCGAGGCAGACACGCCACACGGCCAGGUCCCCGGCAGGACGUCCCGGCCAGACGAGGAGGAGGAGCUGGAGGCCAUCAACCCCUGCAAGGAGCCGUGGGUGGCCAAGGGCUAUGAGGACUACCGCAGGGCCGCCCUGCACGGCCAUCCAGGCGAGCAGGACAAGCCGGAGCUGAGCGUGCACUUCGCCAAGGGCGAGGCGGGGGAGGGCGCCGGCGGCCUGUCCGAGUGCCCACCGCGGGGCUCGCCCGCCUGCCGGGUCCGCGGCGCCGCCGCCUCCUCGCCCUGCCUGAAGAAGGCGGGCGCCGCCGCUGCCGCCGAGGAGGACGCCGCCCCGUCACGCUGCGUGUACUGCCGCGGCGUGUUCCGCGACCGCGAGAACGGGUGGGGCCGCUGCCAGGACGCGCCCGACCCCGGGCAGCGCUGCGUGCACCAGCUGAGCUGCAUGUGGUGCGCUGAGAGCCUGCUCUACCACUGCAUGGCCGACUCGGAGGGCGACUACUCGGACCCCUGCUCCUGCGACACCAGCAGCCGCCACUUCUGCGCCCGCUGGCUGGCACUGGCCGCCCUCUCCCUCCUCGCCCCCUGCAUGUGCUGCUACCUCCCGCUGCAGGCCUGCCACCGCUGCGGCGAGCGCUGGGGCUGCUGCGGGGGCAAACACAAGGCCGUGCGCUGAGCGG
Messenger RNA from Mobula hypostoma (lesser devil ray), 1377 nucleotides. It is a transcript of the gene spred3, whose product is annotated as sprouty related EVH1 domain containing 3. The transcript has 6 exons. Bases 150 to 1373 code for a protein of 407 amino acids. Gene Ontology annotation, biological process: negative regulation of MAPK cascade; multicellular organism development. Gene Ontology annotation, molecular function: protein kinase binding. Gene Ontology annotation, cellular component: membrane. Lineage: Eukaryota; Metazoa; Chordata; Chondrichthyes; Myliobatiformes; Myliobatidae. The record is from RefSeq and is a predicted model, not a curated record.